GAUCGGACAGCCCAGGUCCAAAAUUCCUGGGCACGUUCUGUCGCGUCCAGCCUAUGGCUUCCUGCAUCUCUCCACCGGACUUAUCGUUCAGCCCUCGAUCCCGGAGCUUUGGCUACCAGAGUCUCCGUUUGUCGCAUCCAACAAUUCAACCACAGCAGCCAAGGACUGGGCCAACUUUGCAGGAUGUCGGGUCGAAGGUCAGGCAGAGCUGCUGCUAAGCGCGCAGCCGCAGCACUGGAGAACACCCCAAAGACAUGGAAGGAAAUCGAGGACGAUGACGAGCACAUGCCCGACGCCGAGCCAGAGGACGAUAAGAAGACGGAGGGAGAUGGAGAAGCAUCUGAUGGCGAGGCUUCCGCCGUUGCUGACAACGCGGAAGAGGAUGUGGAAGAGGCGCCCGAGGACAAAUCACCCAGCCCUCCUCCCCAGCCGGUCAUACGUCGCAAGAGACUUGGCCGUCCACCCAAGGUCAAACCUCCCGGCUGGGAUGAUGGAAUCGAAGUACCGCGAGAUGAAGCAACCCCACGGCGUCGUGGCCGAGGAGGCUGGCGCGGCCGUGGCGGUCGCAAGGGCCAGCCCGCCCCUGUGACACAGCAAGCCAUCGAAAAGGACGGUCCGAUGUACGAUAUUAUCGAAGACGAACUCGCGCUCCCUGAGGAUCCCGAGGGCGAGACCAAGGUCGACAAGAUGGGCUAUCUACAGGGAGGGCGAGAGUACCGCUGCCGCACCUUCACCAUCCAGGGCCGUGGCGACCGCUUAUACAUGUUGUCCACAGAGCCGGCUCGUUGUGUUGGAUUCCGAGACUCGUACCUGUUCUUCACCAAACAUCGCCGCCUGUACAAGAGCAUCGUGACCGACGACGAGAAGCGGGACAUGAUCGAGCGCGAGCUGAUACCCCACUCCUACAAGGGGCGAUCCAUCGGUGUGGUCACAGCCCGAUCGGUGUACCGUGAAUUUGGAGCCUUGAUACUCGUUGGCGGUCGCUGGAUCCUGGAUGACUACGACAUACAGCGCUCAAGAGAUGAAGGCCACGUCGAAGGAGCGCUUGCCGACCCCAACGAUAAGUAUAACCCCAACGAGCCGUACAACAAGAACCAAUAUGUCGCAUGGUUUGGCGCCAGUCAGGUGUACCAUACCAGCGCGCCCAUCGCAACGACUCAAGUAACAGAACUGAAGAAACGCCGAGUCGCUGUCAACGACGUCAACUGGAUGUUUGAGCAUGUUCGAGAAGCCGCGAACUUCAAUGCCCAAAUUAAUGCAAUCCGUCGACGCAAUAACAAGGGAGUGUACGAUGUUCACACCAAUACCAUUCAGUAUCCUGCCAUCAUGCAGCCUACACAAGCGCGCAUCGAGCCAGUUGUGGCUUCCGACCCCGAGGAUGUAAACACCGAAUCCCAGAUCUUCCCUCCCCUGAGCCCCAGUAUUCCACGCAACUUCAUGGUCACGGAUACCUACUUCGAGACACCUCCUUCGGGGAUCGCUGCUGUCAGUUAUAUUCGCGCGCCAAUGGGUUCGGUCAACGGCGAGAACGGCUCCGACUUCUUAGCGCCAUUCCGUGGCCUAGGCGCCGUCAGUGACGACGUCAAGGAUUGUUUGCCUCCCGAGUGUCGCGAGGCUUUCGAGAAGGCUGCCGCCCAGGAACAGAGCUGGCAUGCCAAGUGGGGAGUCGAGGCAAGCGCGAAAUCCAGGCGGAACCCUGUCAUUGACAAGGCCAUCGUGCCUUACAGUGCGCGGUAAAUCGAACCAUAUUGCAGACUCGGUGCGUUUGGUGAGGCGGCGGACAGCCGAGCGGGACGAAGAUAAGCCCAGGGCUUUCGAUCGCAUAUUGCAGGAAUGCCCCGCGAGAACUACCAACCCGGGUUUACUUGUUGUUCACCUCGACGUGUGGUUGUCUGAAUUUUGAGAAAAUAGGGAAGACACUGGGCCUCUUGGCCAUGCUCCUCUUUGGAACGGCGGAGAGGUGCUUGAGGAGUUUAGGGAUUACGAUACCGACGAGGCGUCUGUCAUGAAUUAAGGGCGAAUCACAUCAAUAAUUAAAUUAUUUCAUUGCAAA
Messenger RNA from Diaporthe batatas, 2053 nucleotides. RefSeq lists its product as uncharacterized. The transcript is spliced from 3 exons. Gene Ontology annotation, molecular function: chromatin DNA binding. NCBI's taxonomy places the organism in Eukaryota, Fungi, Ascomycota, Sordariomycetes, Diaporthales, Diaporthaceae. The record is from RefSeq and is a predicted model, not a curated record. Bases 184 to 1737 code for a protein of 517 amino acids. Gene Ontology annotation, cellular component: nucleus.